Molecule: messenger RNA, 3988 nt
Organism: Sphaeramia orbicularis (orbiculate cardinalfish)
Lineage: Eukaryota; Metazoa; Chordata; Actinopteri; Kurtiformes; Apogonidae
Gene: cdk17
Product: cyclin dependent kinase 17
Exons: 17
Coding region: 345-1928 (527 amino acids)
Biological process (GO): protein phosphorylation
Cellular component (GO): cytoplasm; nucleus
Molecular function (GO): cyclin-dependent protein serine/threonine kinase activity; ATP binding
Source: RefSeq, a predicted model, not a curated record
CGGUGCUUGAUGGCGGUUAGCUUGUUGCAGCCGCCCUCUCGUCUCUGUCGACAGCAGAUCCUCCUCCAGCCUCUUUAAACUGCUUUCACCGCCACACAAGCGACAUUUUUGGGGGUUCAGGCUCCAGCCCUCCGUCCUUCUGCCGGGCAUAUCAGUCUCCGCGUCUCUGAGGAUAUUUCUUUCUGUGUCAAGAGCGUUUGGAAACGAAACUGAACCCAGGAGCUGUGUUUUUAGGCUGCCUCAGUGGGCGGAUAAAGCGGAGGAGGGCAUCCGGGCCUGGCAGCUCCGGAGAGUCAGGUCGAAACGACGGAAUUCACCAUUUUCAGGUCUUGAACUGCCCUGCUAUGGAGAAGAUGAAGAGGAUUAAGAAACGUCUGUCGUUAACUCUCCGCUCCAGCCAGACUAUCGAUGAGUCUCUCUCCGAACUGGCAGAGCAGAUGACCAUUGAGGAUGGUGGCACUAAGGACAAUGAGCCCUUCAUGAGGAACGGCCGUCCCCCAACCUCCCACAGCAUGCACUCUUUCCUGCACCAGUACACAGGCUCUUUCAAGAAGCCCCCUCUCCGUCGGCCGCACAGCGUCAUUGGUGGCACCCUGGGGUCCUUCAUGGCCAUGCCACGGAAUGGCAGUCGUCUAGACAUUGUGCAUGAGAACUUGAAGAUGGGUUCAGAUGGAGAGAGCGACCAGGCAUCAGGAACAUCUUCAGAUGAGGUUCAGUCUCCAACAGGCGUUUGCCUGAGGAACAGAGUCCAUCGGCGAAUCUCCAUGGAGGACCUCAACAAGCGCCUGUCGCUGCCUGCUGAUAUCCGAAUUCCUGACGGUUACCUGGAGAAGCUGCAGCUCAGUAGCCCACCCUUCGACCAACCGCUCAGCCGCCGCUCCCGCCGAGCCUCCCUGUCGGAGAUUGGUUUUGGGAAGUUGGAGACAUACAUUAAGCUGGACAAGCUAGGAGAGGGAACAUAUGCCACAGUAUUUAAAGGACGCAGUAAGCUCACUGAUAAUCUUGUGGCACUGAAGGAGAUUCGGCUGGAGCAUGAAGAGGGAGCACCAUGCACCGCCAUCAGAGAAGUGUCGUUAUUGAAGGACCUCAAACACGCCAACAUUGUGACAUUACAUGACAUCGUUCACACAGACAAGAGCCUCACGCUGGUGUUUGAGUACCUGGAUAAGGACCUGAAGCAGUACAUGGAUGACUGUGGAAACAUAAUGAGCAUGCACAAUGUGAAGAUAUUCCUGUUCCAGAUUUUGCGAGGGCUGGCAUAUUGUCACAAGAGGAAAGUCCUCCACAGGGACCUGAAGCCUCAGAACCUGCUCAUUAAUGACAGAGGAGAACUCAAACUGGCUGAUUUUGGUCUUGCAAGGGCUAAAUCUGUCCCAACUAAAACCUAUUCUAAUGAGGUGGUGACUCUUUGGUACCGGCCUCCUGAUGUUCUUCUUGGCUCCUCGGAGUAUUCAACACAGAUCGAUAUGUGGGGUGUUGGUUGUAUAUUCUAUGAGAUGGCUGCAGGUCGGCCGCUGUUCCCCGGCUCCACUGUUGAGGAUGAGCUCCAUCUUAUCUUCCGGUUACUGGGCACACCUACAGAAGAGAACUGGCCUGGAAUCUCCUCCAUUGACGAGUUCAAAUCCUACAACUUUCCCAAAUACAAACCACAGCCGCUCAUCAACCACGCUCCCAGGUUGGACGGUGAGGGUAUUGAGCUGCUGCUGUCUUUCCUCAAAUAUGAAUCCAAGAAGAGGAUUUCAGCAGAGGAGGCGAUGAAGCAUUCCUAUUUCAGGCAGCUUGGGAUGCGAGUUCACGUACUGCCAGAGAAUGUAUCAAUAUUCACAUUAAAGGAGGUGCAGCUGCAGAGAGACCCUGGUUAUAGGAGCUCCUCAUACCCAGAGUCAGGUAACGGCAAGAUCAACCGGAGGCAGAGCAUGCUCUUCUAAUGUUGAAGAAGUAGAUGGUCGACUGCCCAUCAUCAUCAUUUCCUGACCGUGACCAGCCUCUCUCGCAUGAGCCCACCUGCCCUCAGAGUGAACCCCCCCUCCCAUUACUUGCACACACACACAUAAACACGCACACACACCCCUCUGAGCGAGUGACUCUGGGUUGAAUCUGUGUUUAUUUAUUGGGGGGGCGGGAUGAGGUUGAAAUUUUUUGCUGCUAAACUACUACUGUUCAUAUUUAACACACCGUGUGUGUGUGUGUGUCUGCGUGUGUGUGUACAUGAUGUGAACUCAAGACGCCGUGCACAGUUGACCAGUCAGUGAGGUUAUUAUUGUUUUUUUGUCACACUGAUUCUCCGGCUUUGAAUUACAGUUUCACUGAUUUUGAUGUCAACGCUGUGAUCCAAGUUGUUGUUCUUGUUGUUGUGCUUGGAGACCAAGCGCUUCACUUUGUCCAGAAUUUUUUUUAUAAAUAUGUAUAUCUAUAUAUAUAUAUAUUUGAAAUGUAUGUUUCAUUUUCUUCGAGCUUCCGUGACUGAACUCAACAUUUCCAGGUUUAGAAAGACCAGAAUGACUAGACAGUUGUUGUUGUUGUUGUUUGGGUCAAAAAACUGGCUGUUUUGAAUUCUUUGUUAUAAUUUCCAUGAAACAUUUCAGACACUCUUCAUUAAGGCCCUGCUGCCCUCAGGGGGUUAUACUGAGGGUUCAAAAUGCCAGAUUGAGAGUGGACUGUUGUAAUGGUUUGAGGUGAUGGAGUAACAAAGCACAGAGUCCAAUCAAACGGGGAGAACAUGAAACCAGCUUUGGGGUUUUUUUGUCGUUCUUUUUCAACCAUUCUGGCUCAGCAACGGGACCAACACUGAGGAGGGAAAGGCAAACAGUUGUCACAGCUAUUUGGAAGGAAAGAAGAGGAAUGCUGGAGCUGAAUAGGAAGUCAUGUGACAUCCCACAGGAAGCCAGCAAGCCUUCCCUUAAACUCCAGAAAAGCUCAACUGCCAGGACUUCAGUGCUUUAAAAAAAAAAAAUGCAAGUUACACUUUUCUCGCUCUGUGUGCAUUCCGAGAUCUCACUGCAGUAACUUUUUGUUUUUAACUUGCACUUCAGUGUGUAUUUUUUGGAAUCAGGGACCCAGGCCUCAACACGGCCGAGUUUACCCAUCAGUAUUAAGAUGUGUUCUCUGUGUCUGUGACCUUUGACCUCUCCUUGUGGAACACAGUGUCGUUGUGGCAUGUAUUUCGAAGGCAGGGGUGUGGGGUGGAAUAGCGGGACAAAAUGGUGGUUUUCUACGUGGUGUCCACUGCUCUGUACACAAGAAAAAAAUUUCAAAUUGAAAUUUUAGAUUUAACUGCCCGCUGUGUUGUUUGCAACUGACAGUGAUGCUACAGAUGAAGCCGGUUGAGAAGUCUCACUUUUCACUGCAUGUUUACUGAAUCCGAUGGAAAAUCUCCUCAGAUCACUUUUUUAAAAAAAUGUCUACUGGUGUGCUUUGCAUUCCUGGCAUGAUGUUGUAAUUUCUUUGUAUUCCUGUGGAUACUUGGACAAAUGUAGAUGUUGUCACAUCUUGUCCACAAAUUUCCAGCAGCUACUUGAUUACAGAAAGUGUUUUAUAAAACUAAAAUGUUACCAUUAAGUUUCAGGUUUUGUGUCUUUGUAGAGAUACUAUUUUGCACAGAAACUAUGUAGUUUGAGACAGAGAGAUUAAUUUCUACAUUUACAGAAAAUAAACCAGAAUGCAAUGUUGCACUUUUAUGUUUGAGUGGAUCUGAGGAAGAUUUUCCCAUUGCAGCAGCUUUCUGCUUACAUUCAAUCCUGUUCUCUUUUGAGAUUUAUAGGUGUAUUUGAUUACUCUUGGCUCAGCACUAGCUUUCGCUGAACAUACUGAUUGGGUAGAACAUGCAACAAAAGUGCAGUAGGCACUACUAAUACUUGAUAAAUACAUUAUUCCAGGAGCUAAGACAGAUAAUGGAAUAAAUAUUGAACACAAAUUAGCAGCUAGUCUAAAAAUAUUUAUUACACUUGGUGUGAGAGAUAUAUUCCGAAACAAAAUGGCGUAACUUCAU